This is a messenger RNA of Ricinus communis (castor bean), 462 nucleotides long. RefSeq names its product LOB domain-containing protein 22. Bases 1 to 462 code for a protein of 153 amino acids. Lineage: Eukaryota; Viridiplantae; Streptophyta; Magnoliopsida; Malpighiales; Euphorbiaceae. The transcript has a single exon. The record is from RefSeq and is a predicted model, not a curated record.
AUGGCAGGCAAAGGACGAAGCACAAGCCAGCAAGCCUGUGCAGCUUGCAAGUACCGCAGAAGAAAAUGUGCUGAAGCAUGUGCUUUAGCUCCGUAUUUUCCAGCCGAUCAAGAGGAAACGUUUCGAAACGCGCAACGGUUGUUCGGUGUUUGCAGGAUUCAGAAGAUGCUACGGCAAGCGGAUAAAGAUAAGAGAGAAGAUGUUAUGGUAUCCAUAAAAUAUGAGUCCAACAUGCGCGCUGAAUACCCUGUUCAUGGCUGCCGCGGCGUAGUAUGCCAUCUCCAGUCCCAAAUUCAACAGGUUAUGCAAGAACUUACCCUUGUGAACAAGCAACUUGCCCUUUGCAAGGACCAUUCUGAUGGGCUUCUCACUAAUGGAAAUGGCGAUAACAGUGUAGACAAUGCAAGGCUCAGCAACAAUGACAUUGUUGGCAGUAAAUGUAUAUACGGUGAAAUUAAUUAA